This is a messenger RNA of Colletotrichum higginsianum IMI 349063, 1047 nucleotides long. RefSeq names its product Ribose 5-phosphate isomerase A. The coding region runs from base 1 to 1047 and encodes 348 amino acids. Gene Ontology annotation, molecular function: ribose-5-phosphate isomerase activity. The record is from RefSeq and is a predicted model, not a curated record. Gene Ontology annotation, cellular component: intracellular membrane-bounded organelle. Gene Ontology annotation, biological process: D-ribose metabolic process; pentose-phosphate shunt, non-oxidative branch. Lineage: Eukaryota; Fungi; Ascomycota; Sordariomycetes; Glomerellales; Glomerellaceae. The transcript is spliced from 2 exons.
AUGCUUUGGACCUGCGGCAAUACAAGUCUCAGAGCCUUACGAUCAACAAUCUCAUCUCUCCGGUCUUCUUCAUCAUCAUCCUCCUCCUCCUCCUCCACCGCACGGGUCCCGUCGCUCACCUUGGGCAUCCUCUUCAGCAGAACCACUACAACCCCGCCUGCCGUCCACGCCCGCACCAUGUCCGCCGCAGCAGCCUCCCUCGUCGAGUCGGCCAAGAAGGCCGCCGCCUACCGCGCCGUCGACGAGCACCUCGCGCCCUCGGCGCGCUUCGUCGGCAUCGGUUCCGGCAGCACCGUCGUCUACGUCGUCGACGCCAUCGCCGCAAAGGGCCCCGCCUUCCACGCCGCCAUGACAUUCCUCCCCACCGGCAGCCAGUCCAAGGGCCUCAUCCGCGCCGCCGGUCUGCGCCUGUGCAACCUCGACGAGCGGCCCCUGGGCCCCGACGGCAAGCUCGUCCCCAUUGACGUCGCCUUUGACGGCGCCGACGAGGUCGACGCCGACCUCAACUGCAUCAAGGGCGGCGGCGCCUGCCUCUUCCAGGAGAAGCUCGUCGCCAUUGCCGCCAAGAAGUUUGUCGUCGUCGCCGACUACCGCAAGCUAUCCUCGAGACUGCUCACCAACUGGAAGGCCAUCCCCAUCGAGGUCCUCCCCAUGUCCGCCCCGGACGUGCUCGACAGGCUGACGGCCCUCGGCUCCGUCAAGCCCCUCGUGCGGCCCGGCGCUCCCGGCAAGGCUGGUGAGGUUGUCACCGACAACGGCAUGUGGCUCAUUGACGCGCCCUUCCCGAAGCUGCUGCUGCCCCAGGACCUGGCUGACGCCGACCCCUCGUCCCGCCAGCUCGGGCGCGACGCCGCCGGCGCCUGGGAGGUAUCGGCCCUCGCCCGGGAGCUGUUGAUGAUUCCCGGCAUCGUUGAGAUCGGUAUCUUCCACGGCCUCGACGGCCUGCAGGCCGCCCGCGCAGGCAAGGAGGGUCUUGCCCAGAAGCCUGUCGCCGCCUACUUUGGCAUGGAGGACGGCAGCGUCAAGGUUGCGGCUGCGAGCUCAUAG